AUGGAAAAGGUUCCUAUUGAGGCUUACAUACGUAUAAGACCAGGGAAGAGUUCCUUGGAAUACACAGACAAAUCUGUUCUGGUGUCAAGAGAGACUGGGGAAAUUGUAAAGUAUGAGUUUGAUGGGGUUUUCGGACCUGAGUGUACCCAGGAGCAAGUAUUCGAGAGAUUCAGAUGUAUCGUUCCGAGACUUAUGAAUGGUCGUAACCAAACACUAUUUUGCUACGGGAGCACGGGUGCCGGAAAGACAUACACGAUGGUUGGGCACGAAGGGUCUUAUGGGUUGAUGUACAACUUGGUGGAGGAGGUUUUGAGGCACGGAGGCUUUCUUGUUUCUUAUAUGGAGAUAUACAACGAGAAGAUUUAUGACUUGCUGGAGCCCAAGGAACUGGUUCUAAGAGAGUGUAAUGGGACAAUAGUGAUUUCAAGUCUUUUCACUAAGCGUAUUGAGAACAUGGAGGAAUUCGAAGAGAUGUUUAUACGGGGAACCAAAAAUAGAACGACGGCAGAAACGAGGCUUAAUAAAAAUAGUAGCAGAAGCCACGGAAUAUUGAGGAUAGGGGUCGGAGAAUACAAGCUAAACCUCAUUGAUUUGGCGGGGUCUGAAAACAAUAGAAGAACAGGCAACGAAGGAAUUAGACUCACGGAGUCAAACAGCAUCAAUAGAAGUCUUUUUGUUCUGGGAAAAGUCGUGAAUGCCAUUCUAAAGAGAGAAAGAAGGAUACCUUACAGAGACAGUAAGUUGACGAGACUGUUGCAGGACUCUCUUGGCGGUGGAAGUUUAUGCUAUAUAGUUGCCAACAUUGUCAGUGAUUCUUCUAGCAUGGGGGACUCUAUAAACACGCUUAGCUUUGCAUCUAAGUCCAGGAACAUUGUCAAUGUGUUCGAGGUGGAACAGAAGCCUAGACACACAACCUUCAAAAAAGCAGAAAGCAGCGCAGAUGGAAUAGAAAAAAGAAGACCUCUGUCUUUGAAGACAAAUAUGAAGUUCAACGUUCAAAGGGAGAGAGACAUGCCCAUCAGAAAGAGAGAGAAAGAAAACAAUCCUUGUCUGGAACCGUUGUCUACUGAUGGUUCUUCUCCAGUCGUUGAAAGGAAAAAAAGAAAAAACACGGCUUCCGAAAAAAAACGUGAAUCAAACAAUAGGAAGCGUACAGAGAUAGAUAGACGUGUGUGUUCCAGAAAGACUGGACAAGCCAGUAACGGAAGCUCAUUGAUUUUUAAAUCCUUUCUUGAAAAACCCGACAUUGCAUUGUCUCCACGCACAAAGGAAAAGAGCUACAGAGCCUUCCUAAGGAGAGCCCAGGAGCUCGAGGAAGCACAAAAAUACAAACUGGCACUGGAAGACUAUAAAACAAUGCAAAAGUUCUGUGAUAAUGAUUUCAUCAGACAGAAGAUAGAAAAGAUCAAUAUGCUGUUUAGAAGGUCUCGAAAAAAGCCUGAAGUCUCCCGAGAAAACGUAUUAGGAAUCCUUAACAAGGGGAACUUCUUUGACAUAAAAAAGCUACCCAAGGUUGGAGACAAAAGAGCUCAGGCCAUUGUAGACUUUGUAAAUGGUGGAAACUUCUUUGAAACACUAGAAGAUUUAAGGCUUCUGUUCAGCGAGAAAAUAGUGGAUUCCAUCCUUUUCUCUAUAGAUAGUGGGUAG
Molecule: messenger RNA, 1647 nt
Organism: Encephalitozoon cuniculi GB-M1
Lineage: Eukaryota; Fungi; Microsporidia; Unikaryonidae
Exons: 1
Coding region: 1-1647 (548 amino acids)
Biological process (GO): microtubule-based movement
Cellular component (GO): microtubule; kinesin complex
Molecular function (GO): microtubule motor activity; ATP hydrolysis activity; ATP binding
Source: RefSeq, marked provisional